Messenger RNA from Homalodisca vitripennis (glassy-winged sharpshooter), 3295 nucleotides. RefSeq lists its product as uncharacterized. The transcript is spliced from 3 exons. NCBI's taxonomy places the organism in Eukaryota, Metazoa, Arthropoda, Insecta, Hemiptera, Cicadellidae. The record is from RefSeq and is a predicted model, not a curated record. The coding region runs from base 406 to 1095 and encodes 229 amino acids.
CUUAUUUUUUAGGUUAUUGCACGUAUGUUCUUAAAAUUUCAUUUUACAUCCAGCCAUACCAUCGUAACUCCGCUAAAAAUUCUAUUUUUAUGAUUUAUCAAAGGUUAUAUGAGUCUAAGUCCUGAGGUAUAUCAGAACCAGACAAACUUAACUCCACCUAUGAUGUUAUGGUUCUGAACAUUGAGCAUUUCAGCAAAAACCUAAGUCCACAAAAUGGACUUGCCAUUGUCUGGCCCUAGCCACUAUACUCAUUUAGUCUCAAGUCCUGUUUUCUGAACAGCUGAUGACUGUCAAUAAUACUGUUGAUAUUGCUGCUGCCUGCUAUUAGAGAGAUUAUUGAGGUUAGGACUGAGCUGUACUAAUCAAAGUUUUAUUCUACUUUUAACAAAACGUUUUGGUAUUAAUAUGGAAAGUAGGGGAAAGUUUAUACUUUCCAAAUUGAAAAACCUUAAUACGUUCACUGAAGAUAAUCUGAAACCUGAAACUAAUGAUUGUCCUAGCAAUCAAUCAGUAGAAGUUCCACGAAGAAAUUCCACUCCUUCACCGACUUUAACCGAAUUAAAAGUAUUGAAUCCAGAUUGCACAUCCAUCCUCGUUUUACCUGACAAUGACUCAACCCAAUGGAAUUUUAACAUGCAUGAAAGUGAAAAUAUCCAAGUUGAAAGAGAAACUAGUAAAGACGUACAUCUUCUUAAUUUCAUUUCAACUCCAGUAGAACCAGAGUCAAAUGAAUGGGAGCUAGAGACGAUAACACAAGUGACAAACAUGGAACAAGAAUCUGGAGCAUCGACAACACUGGAAGAUUUAGAUGAUGCGCUAUCUUCUGUGAGCGACCUAUUUGAGAAUGACAUCGAUGAUCCAACAUACACUCCACCUUCAGGUUCAGAGAGUGAUUCAACUUUAAGUAACGAUUUAGAACAAGUACAAAGUCAAUCUGUAAGUACAAAUACUACAGCAAAUAAUAAUAAUAUAAUACCUCUGGUACCAUACACCGAUUCAGAUGACACGGAGAGCGAGUUACCGAUAGUUACUCAACCUAAAAAUAAAGGAAGAAAAAGAAUAAGGAAUGAAAAAAAGUGGAAAAAAAAACAUUAGAAAGCAGGGACGAAUUUCUGGAAAAGAGCAUGUCAACUCUAAAGGAGAUAUUGUAAAAGAAAGAACUUUAAGACCUCCUUGUAAAACUACUUGUCGCUUGAAAUGCUCUCAGCGCAUAAGUCAUGCACAAAGAGUACACAUUCAUUCUGACUAUUAUAAUAGUGAAAGAAACUUAAGUUCUAAACGCCAGUAUAUAGUUUCUUGUAUUACAACCAAGCCAAUAGCCAGGUCACGACAAAGAGAUGGUUCUAGAAAUAGUAGAAAAAACAGCCAUACUUAUUUUCUCAAAUGGGAUAACAAUUUUGAAAAAGUUUGCAAACAAUUUUUCUUGAACACACUAGUAAUAUCAGAAACAUUUGUUAAGUUUGCUCUCUUAAAAACCCAAAGUACUGGUAUGGUUGAACCAGACCAUCGUGGCAAACAUGUACCAGGAAACAAAAUACCAGAGACAGCAAAGGAUAUCAUAAGAAACCACAUAUCAAAAUAUCCAGCAUAUGAAAGUCACUAUAGUAGGGAAAGGACAAACAAAAAAUACUUGGGUAAUGAUUUAAACAUUUCCAUAAUGUAUACCAUGUAUGAAAAUGAAUGUAAAGAAAAAAAUAUCAAACCCGAAAAGAAAUGGUUAUUUUCAGAAAUUUUCAAUAGAGAAUACAAUUUGUCAUUUCAUUUGCCAGACAAUGACACAUGUGAUUUUUGUGACAGAAUUGAUUGCCAAUUAAAGAAUGCAAACGGUGAGCAAAAAGAAAACCUUCAAGCAGAAAAGCAGAAGCAUCUAGAUGAAGCAGCACGUAGAUACCAUUUGAAAAAAGAAGAUAAGCUUUUGGGACAAGGAAAUGAAAAAUUUAAAGUUGUUAUGGCAGACCUACAGAAGUGUCUUCCUACUCCAGCUCUCACAAACUGUCAAAGCUUCUACUUGAGAAAGCUCUGGACUCUAAACUACACCAUUGACGACAGUAGUGGAAAGAAAACGUGGUGCAUGAUUUGGAAUGAGACCACUGCAGGUAGAGGUGGAAGUGAGAUGGCUUCUUGUUUGUUUACCUGGGCAAAUGAAGAGCUCAAUAAAAGCAGCAUUGACACUCUGACUGUUUGGACCGAUAACUGCAGCGGUCAAAAUAGAAAUAUUAAUAUGAUUUUUAUGUACAUUUGGAUUUUGAAAACUCUACCCAACAUUAAUGAAAUAAACCACAAAUUUUUAUUAGCUGGGCAUACACAUAUGGAGGUAGAUGGUAAACAUGGAUUAAUAGAAAGAGCAAAAAAGCAUCUUAAAACUAACACAAUAUUUACUACUAAUGAUUGGGCGAACUUCAUCGCAUCUUGUAGCAAUAAAAACCCAUUCAUUGUAAAGAAAAUGUCUCUUGAACACUUUCUUGAUUUUCUUUCGCUUACUAAUAAAGAUGGACCAUUAAUAAACAGGAAAAAAAAUACUAUUGGAGAACCUUUCCUCAUUUCCAACACAGUUUGGUUACAGGUUCGAAGAGAAGAACUUGGUAUACUGUACUAUAAAACAAGCUUUGAUGAUGUUGAUUUUAAAAGUGUGGAUUUGAGAAGAAAUAAGAGAAAAGAAACAAUCAUGCCUGAAUCAGUUCCGAAACUAAGAUCUGAGAAGAGGAAAAUAAGUAAUGAAAAAUUCAGAGAUUUAAUGACAAUCCUCCAGUGGGUCCCUGAAGAAUACAAGGCUUACUUUGAGAACCUUCCACAUGGGGCUAGUGAAAAUGACUUUCCAGAUAUCAGUUCAACAUUAUUAGAUUAAUUCUUACCUUAUAUUUAUAGUUUUUAUAAGCAGUGUAAUAGUGUUUUAUUGACGAAACAAUGUAUAUUAGUUGCUAAUGGAAAUACAAUGCUUAAGUCCAAAUAGCAUUAAAACAAAUGUUUUUGAUUUUAGAAAAAAACAACUUUCCAGAUGCCAUUACAACAUUGUUAGAUAAUAUAUUUUAUUAGCAUUGUAAUAGUGUUUUUAUUGACUAAACCAUGUAUAUUGGUUGCUAAUGGAUACACUUAAUUUGGUUGCUUAAGUCCAAGUAGCAAUAUAACAUAUGUUUUUGAUUAGAGCCAAAAUAUCGUAAGUCCAUUUUUAAUGUAACAAAAAAAUAAUUACAUAAAAAUACUAAAGCAGUUUAAUGCUUCUAUAAACAUAAGUAAGUUAACUUGUGAAGUAGAAACUAAACACAGUUCAUAAUUUUAUAAUAAAGAAUAAACACAA